UAUUUUAUAAUGAAGCAUUUAAGCUUACUGUGUCUUAUAUUUUUAAUCAGGCAAAUAAGUGUAGAAACACAAUAUCUACCAGGAGAUCAGCACCAAACGGAUUCUCAUUAUCUAAAUAUUCGGGAAGAUGGUAGUUAUAAGUACGCGUUUGAUACCAGUAACGGCAUAGAAACCGAACAAAGUGCAAAUGAAAACAAUGAAGUUACGGGACAAUAUAGUUAUUUUGAAAACAAUAUACCUCACAAAGUCAAAUAUACAGCCGGAGUAAACGGUUUUCAGCCGGAAACAUUUUCCGCUGCUACAGCAGAAAAUAGUGCAAAUUACUUAAAAUACUACGAUGCAGUAUCAACUGCAUCAUCUGCUCCAUAUAACUUGCAUAACGAUUAUAAGAAACCUGUGCAAGGUGAACCUACAUAUCAAUUUGUACAAAAUGCUUUAAGGACUAUGCAAACUCAGCCAGUGCAGUUAUCCUUUAGUUCUCAACAUGGAUUUCCACAGCGAUUUUAUAACCACGAAGUGAACUCGAAAGCAGAAAACAAACCGACAUUGACUUUGGAUGCAUUAUCAUUACCUUUGAUUGAAGACCAAAAAUUUAAUGCAGUGGCCCCUAAACUUUCGCAACAUGAACCUGCAA
Teleopsis dalmanni is the source of this 634-nucleotide messenger RNA. RefSeq lists its product as uncharacterized. The record is from RefSeq and is a predicted model, not a curated record. NCBI's taxonomy places the organism in Eukaryota, Metazoa, Arthropoda, Insecta, Diptera, Diopsidae.